AACAGCCGGCGAGAGUAAUUUUUUGGCAUUAUUCAUCGUGUUACUCUCAACGAAGAGGGUGAAGGCAAACAAGAAAAUUUGAUUCUUAAAUUCGCACCACAAACUGAAGCUCGUCGAAAUCAGUUUUCUUCUCGACCAUUAUUUUUGCGGGAGAUCAACGUGUACGAUAAGAUCUUGCCGUUUCUUAGAGAGUUUGAACAAUCAAGAGGUAUUGUGAUUGCGGAGAAUGGUUUUAUUGAAUAUCCAAAGUGUUAUCGAACUGUUGACAUGGAGCAAAAUGAAAAUCUCUUUCUUAAAGAUCUAAGCGUUCAAGACUUUGUUAUAAUUGAUCGAUACACCCAAGAAGUUACCGCUGAUCACGUAUAUUUGUUCAUGAAAGCGUUGAGUAAAUUAUUUCAUUUGCAUUGAGAGAUCAACAACCAGAAAAAUUCAAAGAAUUUGUGUCGAGUCUUAAAGAGAUGUUCUUGUAAAGCAUUCUUACGAUGCUUUUGUAAAAGAAUAUCUUGACGAACAAGCUGAGGGCAUAUUCAAAGUGUUGAAAAAUGAAAAUGAUACCCAUUUAUUGGCGAAAAUGAAGAAAGUCUUUGAGAACGGUGCACUUAGUGUUUGGAUGGGACCGAUCCUGGUUCAGUGAUAUCACAUGGUGAUGCCUGACAGAACAAUACCAUGUUUCGAUGCGAUGAAAAUGGAAAACCGAUUGAAAUAAGCCUCUUGGAUUGGAAAUUAGCACGCUAUUCAUCGCCAAUCAUGGAAUCAAUUAUGAAGACAGCAAAGAUUUUGACGUAUUUGACAGUUUUACAUCAGAAAAUUCGCGUAAUAAAUUCAACAAACGUACUAGUAUGAGAGAUGUUGUUGUCGAUAUGGCACGACUGGGAUAUGUCUAAAAUAUUGAUUGUUUGAAAAAUAUUCCGAUAUUAGCAUGAUACAUCAAAGAACAUCUAAACUGAUUUCACUGCGAACAACAUCUCUUUUACGCUAACAGCAAUUCGUACACGAACGAGUCAGUGUGACAGUUGGCGUGAGCGAGACAAGGUUUGACAGCGAACAAUUUGGUCGUGUCAGUUUAAAUGUUCUUUUAAUAUGAUAAAAUACAAAUAUAUGCAAAUGAAGCAGUAAACGAAACCAAAUAAAUUUAUUCUGCCAUUCUGAAGGUCAUUAUUGACCAUUGAGUGAACACUAUGUGGCACAUGCGGUAUUAUCUCAACCAAACACUGAUCACACGUGUAACUACGUUUGAAACGAUUUUUCAUCAUUAGUCAGCACAAAAUGUAAACAAUUAUCUGUGUAAUGCUACGUCAUAAAUAUAUCAGGCUGAAUAAAUUUAUGUGAUAAAUACGGUGUGCUAGCUUUGCAGUGAACAGAGUCUGCUUGCAUUUACUACCGCCAACUUUACGCAAUUAGGUUGAUGCGAUCGCUAUGGAGUAGUAAAGACAAGCUUUAUUCAGAGUCUGCAAAAUGGGCGCACUACAUUUAUUGCAUAAAUAUAUUCAGCGUGAUGUAUUCGUGACGUAGCAAAGCCUGGUGGUUUCUCUCUGAUGAAUGUUCUGAACUCAAACAACUCUUAUGUGAUUGGAAUACAACAAGACAAUUCAACAAUUUGAAUGUUGUGAUUUAAAACUCGAUCUCGGUCAGAAGAGAAAUCAUAUACGUAAUCCGCAACGGGUCAGUGAUUUUGGUUGCAUGAAACACCAUUAAAUUGCUUAGUCACCGGCUGAAGAUCAUGAUCUAGUCGACCACCUGCUGUACCUAUUUUGGAAGCGAAUAUAUUAUUUAAUAGAUAGUGCGUAGAAUCUAAUGGCAAUAAAUAGCAAUCAUCUGUCAAACUCAAUUCAGUUUGGUUUAACUAUUCAUAUCGUAUGGUUGUUGAUUGAACAUUCGUUUAAAAGUAGUUUGGUUCGUUGUAAUGGGUGUGUGAUAGUAGCUCAAUACCUCGGUAGUUUCAGUCACAAUUUUAGUUUAGGUGCCAGCAUAACAAGUAUUCAUUCCGAUUUUGAGUGAAUUCUUUGAAUAUUAAGAAGAAGAGAAAGAUUCUAAAUCAAAGCAAAAAUUGAAGACAAAAAACCAAAACAAUAAAAAAGACCGUAAUUUGAAUACGCAAGAAUAAUGGUUGAAAUGGAUUUAUCUGAAAUUCCGGGUGAUGUAAUUCGCGCAGCACUUUGUGAAACGAUCGAAAACAAACUAAAGUCGAAUAAAUACAGCGUCAGUAUUACAUCAGCAUCAACAGCGGGUGAAAAUAAUUUCGUUGGUGUCGUUUAUCGAGUAGCAUUCAAUAAAAACGAUGAAACCGAUAAAAAUGCUGCGUCGAAAUUGAUUCUAAAAGUUGCACCUCAAAAUGUGGCACGACGUUCACAGUUUAUGUCUAGAAUUUGCUUCCUACGUGAGAUCUACAUGUACAAUGAGGUGUUACCGUAUUUUCGGACGUUUGAAGCAUCGAAAGGUGUGAUUCUUGAAGAAAACGGCUUUACUGAAUACCCAAAAUGCUAUCGAACCGUUGACAAAGAACCGAGUGAAUGUGUUCUACUCGAAGAUUUGAGUGUGCGUGACCUUCACAUCAUCGAUCGUUACACGGAAGAAAUUACAGCCGAUCAUGUUCGUUUGGUGAUGAAAGCGUUGAGCAAGUUACACGCACUUUCGUUUGCCUUGAAAGAUCAACAGCCAGAGAAAUUUAAAGAACUUUCAUCGGAUUUGAGUGAAGUUUUCAUUCGUCGAAAUGAUCCAUACUUAAGAGAAUAUUUUGUGAAAAAUACAAAUAGUAUUGUAAAUGUAUUGUCUGGUGAAGAGGACGCUCAUUUGGUGGCCAAAGUGAAGAAACUUUUCGAAAAACAUCCAAUGGAUAUUGCUGCUGAUUGCCUUGAGGUAGAGCUAACUGGACCCGCUACUGUCAUAUCACAUGGGGACGCAUGGCAAAAUAAUACAAUGUUCAGAUAUGAUAAAAACGGGAAACCGAUCGAAAUCUGUCUCUUGGACUGGCAAAUAUCGCGGCAUUCGUCGCCAAUCAUUGAUAUCGUUUAUUACAUGUUCUGUUGUACAACAAAACAGCUGAGAGACGCUCACUAUGAUGAUUUCUUGAAAGUCUAUCACGAGAGCUUGUCUACACAUAUUCAAAAAUUGGGCUCCGAUCCGGAAAAACUAUUCCCAAAACAAAUGAUGCAAGAACAUUUCCGUAAAUUUGGGAAAUUCGGAUUGCUUUUGGCCACAAUGCUACUUCCAAUGCUGACAACGGAGCAAGGGAAUGGAGUCAAUCUGGAUGAUCUUGCAGAAAGUAUUGAAAAAGGCGAAACAACCGAUGAAAAUAUUUUCAUAUCGGAAAAAUCGCGUAAUAAAUUCAAUGAACGUUUGCGAGAUGUUGUUAUUGAUAUGGUGCGAUUGGAGUAUAUCUAAAAAUUGUUUUCUUUUCCAUUUCUCUUCAAAUUUAUUAAUUCUUCUCUUGUUUGUUUUGUGAUCAAAUAAAAUAGCCCAAUAAGAAAGAAA
This is a messenger RNA of Sitodiplosis mosellana (orange wheat blossom midge), 3471 nucleotides long. RefSeq lists its product as uncharacterized. The transcript has 5 exons. The coding region runs from base 2104 to 3381 and encodes 425 amino acids. The record is from RefSeq and is a predicted model, not a curated record. NCBI's taxonomy places the organism in Eukaryota, Metazoa, Arthropoda, Insecta, Diptera, Cecidomyiidae.